AUGAAGGUGGAUAUAGCUGCUUGGAGGCGACGCGCUGCGCUGAACGUAGCAGGUUGCUACUUGGCGUUGGUGGUGUGGGCGCUGGCGGGCCCCGGGGCCCAGGGCGCCGCCCCCGUGGGCCCCUCGGACCGCCCGGAGGCCUACUUCAACGGCAGCUCCUACAUCCGCCUCUCGCGCCCCAUCUCCCUCAAACAGCUGGUCGGCCUCAGCUUCCGCACGUGCGUCGGCGGGGAGCUGUUCUUGCAGCGCUUCGAGGGCUACACGCUGCACGUGACGGCCCUGUACGAGCAGGUGGUGGUGUCGUGGGCGCGGCCGGGGCAGCCCUACCGCGAGGUGGGCCUCGCCAAGGAGACCCUGGACAACCGCUGGCACUGGGUGGCGCUCCGCUACCGGCCGGAGCCGCUGUCGCUACUCCUCGAGGUCGACAGGGAGACCCAGGUGAUAUCGAACGUGACCUGGAACCCCGAGCUGCUGAGCCCCAGCGGGCUGGAGGCCGAGGGCGCGGUGCUGCUCGUGGGCAACGUGUUCAGCGGCUGCAUCCACGAGGGGCCGCAGCUGGAGUUCCACGCCGCGAACGCGCACACGCGCAACGUCGUCUUCGGCCAGUGCCCGCUCACCACCGACGAAUGUAUUGACAGAAAAGACGUACUGCGGAUACCCCCGAAGGAUUACUGCUACAACGAGCCCUGCAUGAGACAUGGCACCUGCAUCUCAAGACACGACAGGUACGAGUGCCACUGCACGGCGCGCUACACGGGCAACAACUGCGAGGUGGACGCGGGCGACCCGUGCCAGUCGGCGCCCUGCCGCCACGGCGCGCGCUGCCUGGAGGACGCGGCCGGCGACUACGCCUGCCUCUGCGCGCCCGGCUUCCACGGGGUGCACUGCGAAUUGGAGGAGUCGCUGGAGCCGGUGUGCGUCGCCGGCCCCUGCCGCAACAACGGCAGCUGCAGCGUGCCCCCCGGCGCGGACACCUACCACUGCGCCUGCCCGCCCGGUUUCACGGGACGUAACUGCGAGACGGACGUGGACGAGUGCGCGGGCGCGCCUUGCCUCAACGGGGGCCGCUGCCUCGACGCGGUCAACAAUUACACCUGCGACUGCGCUGGCACUGGCUAUAGCGGGCCGCGGUGCGAGGCGAACGUGAACGAGUGCGCGGGCGAGCGCGCCGUGUGCGGGCACGGCGUGUGCUACGACACGUACGGCGGCUACGUGUGCGCCUGCCUGCCCGGCUACACGGGCGACCAGUGCCAGAAGAUGUCGGCGUGCGCGUCGGGCCCGUGCGGGGCGGGCGGCGCCUGCGUCGAGGAGGGCGGCGGCGCCGGCUACCGCUGCGUGUGCGCGCGCGGCUGGGCGCCCCCGCUGUGCGACGCGCCGCUGCCGCCCCCGACGCCGGCCGCCCUCGCGCCGCCCGCCGCCCCCGCCCCGCCGUCCGGCUGCGCCGAGCUGCAGUGCCCGGCGCGCUCGCACUGCCGCGACGCGCACUCGCUCGGGCUGCCGGGCAUGGUGGCGGGCGCGGUGGUGAGCAAGCAGGUGAUCUGCGUGUGCGACCUCGGCUACUACGGCGUGCCGGGCCGCGCGCCCGUGUGCGAGCCGCCCGAGGCCGCCUGCGAGGCGGGCGUCUGCCUCAACGGCGCCACCUGCACGCGCCUGCCCGACCGCGUCGAGUGCCUCUGCGCGCCGGGCUUCAGAGAGGGUGGAACGCCAUUGGGGGCGUGGUUGUUGACAGUGGGCGCGUACUGCGAGGUGGGGCCGGCGGGGGGCGCAGGGACGGCGGGGGGCGCGGCGGCCGGCAAGGCGCUCUCCGAAAUGAAGGCGGAGCGCUGCUCGGCGGCGCCGUGCCUGCACGCCACCGCCUGCCGGGACCUCCCCGGCGGCUUCCGGUGCGAGUGUGAGGCGGGCUGGGGCGGGGCGCGCUGCGACGUGGCGGCGGCGGCCGCGGAGGCGGGCGAGUGCGUGCGCGCCUGCCUCAACGGGGGCACGUGCGUGCCGCCCGCCGCGUGCGAGUGCCGGCCCGGCUACGGCGGCGCCCAGUGCGACCUGCUGCUCGACUGCCGCGCCCUCGGCUGCCCGCACCGGCCCGUGCAGGAGUGCGUGGAGCAGGGGGGCCAGUGGCGCUGCGCGGCGCCGGGCGCCGAGUCCGCGUGCGCCUCCUCGCCCUGCCACAACGGCACCUGCCUGGCGCUCGACUCCGGCCUCUUCAGCUGCCAGUGCCCCCCCGGCACCGCAGGACGGUAUUGUGAAUUGGACAAGGAUGAAUGUGCAUUGAUGCCUAAAAUAUGUAAUCACGGAGUUUGUGUAAAUGUGCCAGGUUCAUAUCAAUGCUACUGUAAACCAGGAUACACGGGUGAUAGCUGUGAGCAAGAUAUUGACGAGUGUCUUUCGUCACCGUGCAAAAACGGUGGUACAUGUCAGAACUUGGAAAACAAUUUCGAAUGCACUUGUGUGGAUGGUUUUGAAGGCAAGGACUGCUCGAUAAACAUCAAUGAGUGCGAAACUAAUCCCUGCGCCGCCGGCUCCACUUGCGUCGACGGCGUCGCUAAAUAUUCGUGCGUUUGUCAAGAUGGCCUAACGGGAGCUAAUUGUGAAAUUGACAUUGAUGAUUGCGAGUCGCAGCCGUGCCAGCACGGCGGGCGCUGCACGGACGCGCUGAACGGGUUCACGUGCGAGUGCGCGGGCACCGGCUAUGCGGGCGCCCAGUGCGAGCUGAACAUCGACGAGUGCGCGCCGCAGCCCUGCCGCAACGGCGGCACCUGCCACGACGACCUCAACGACUACCGCUGCGCCUGCCACCCGGGAUACACGGGCAAGAACUGCGAGACGGACAUCGACGAGUGCGAGGGCGAGCCGUGCAAGUACGGCGGCGUCUGUCUGGAGCGCAGCAACACCAGCCUGUACCGGGCGGCCGACGCGCCGCCGCUGCAGGUCGGCCCGCAGCCGCACAUGCUGCUGCCCGCCGGCUUCUACCAGCCCUUCUCGCUCGAGACGGCCAGCGGGUUCGAGUGCGUGUGCGUGGAGGGCACGGAGGGCGCGCGCUGCGAGGUGAACGUGGACGAGUGCGCGUCGUCGCCGUGCAGCCACGGCAAGUGCGUGGACGGCGUGGGCGCCUACAGCUGCCUCUGCGCGCCCGGCUUCGAGGGCCGCCACUGCGAGCUGGAGAUCGACGAGUGCCUCAGGUACACGCCGUGCGCGCACGGGCGCUGCUACGACCUGCGCGCCGCCUACUACUGCGCCUGCGAGGCGGGCUGGGGCGGGCGCAAUUGCUCGGUGGUGCUGCAGGGCUGCCGCGACCAGCCCUGCCGCAACCACGGCACCUGCCUGCCCUGGCUGCGCCACGAGACCGAGCACCGCUUCAACUGCUCCUGCACGCCAGGACACUACGGCACCACCUGCGAGAAGAUAACGACCAUGUCGCUGGAGAACAGCAGCUACGCGGAGGUGAAUACAUCGCGAGAGGAGGGCUACGACAUCUCGUUCCGAUUCAAGACCACACUGGGCAACGGACUGCUGGCCAUGGGCCGCGGCCUCACCUACUUCUUCCUGGAGCUCUCCAGCGGACGCCUCAAUCUGCACUCCAGCCUGCUCAACAAAUGGGAAGGCGUCUUCAUCGGCUCCAACCUCAACGACAGCAAUUGGCAAAAGGUGUUCGUGACGAUCAACUCGUCGCACCUGGUGCUUGCGGCCAACGAGGAGCAGACCAUCUACCCGAUCAGCCAGAACGAGGCGUUCAACGCGUCGGUGACGUCGUUCCCGUCGACGCGGCUCGGCACGGCGGGCUCCUCUUACGCCACGCUCACGCACGGGCCCAACUACUUCGUGGGCUGCUUCCAGGACGUGGUCGUGAACGGGCAGUGGGUGCUGCCCGAGGCGGGCGGGGAGGAGGAGGAGGAGGAGCGAGGCGCGGAGGAGGACGGGGAGGCGGAGGAGGAGGGCGGGGCGCGCGCCGUGCUGCGCGGCGUGCUGGCGUCGUGCCCGCGCGUGGCGCAGUGCGCGCCCAACCCGUGCCUGGCGGGCGGCGCGUGCCUGGACGCGUGGAGCCGCUUCGUGUGCACGUGCCCGCGGCCGCGGCUGGGCGCGCGCUGCCAGUUCGCGUACGCGGCCGCCACCUUCGGCCACGAGGGCGCACGUGGCGGCGCGCGCGUGCGCGUGCAGGUGGCGCCCUCCGCGCGCCGCCACGUGCGCGCCGCGCUCGGCAUCUCCAUGUUCGUGCGCACGCGCAAGCCCACGGGCCAGAUCUUCUACCUGGGCGCGGCGCCGCGCUUCGGCCAGACGGACGACACGCUCGUGGCCGCCUCGCUCAACGGCGGCGAGCUGCUGCUGCACCUGCGCUUCAACCAGACGCCCGAGAACUACACCGUGGGCGGCACGCGCCUCGACAACGGACACCUGCACCUCAUCGAGGUGGUUAGGAAUUCUACGCUGGUGCAGGUGAAAUUGAACGGAACGGAAUACUUCCGCAAGUCCAUAUCGGCGGCACGACAACUCGACGCCCAGGUGCUGUACCUGGGCGGGCCGCCCCCUGCGCCGCAGCCGCCCGCGGACACGACGCCGGCGCCCCCCGUGGCCGCCGCGCUCCUGGCCUCCGCCGCCCCCCUCUCGCCAGCCGCCCCCGCCGCCCCUGCCGCCCCUGCCGCGCCCCUCGCCCCCGCGAGCCAGGCGCCCUCCCCCGCCGCCCCCUCCGCGGCGCCCUCCGCCCCCGCAGUCGCUCCGUCCGCCCUCCCAUCGGCCGCGCCCCCCGCCUCCUCCACCAGCCCGGAGCCCAGCACUGUCGCGCCGCCCAAUGACGAUCCCGACUACUUCAAAGGAGUCAUACAAGACGUGCAGGUGACCACUCAAGCUGAUAAAACUAUUAUU
This is a messenger RNA of Iphiclides podalirius (scarce swallowtail), 4854 nucleotides long. The record is from the annotation of a GenBank genome assembly. Lineage: Eukaryota; Metazoa; Arthropoda; Insecta; Lepidoptera; Papilionidae.